UGUCCAGACUAUGGGAUGAUCGAUGAUUUAAUUUGCUUCACCAAGGAUGCUGUGAUGAGGAAUGUGCCACUGCAAGUCGGACAAAGAGUAAUAGCUCACGUUGAAGAAGAUAAAAUAUCUCAUGGAUUAAGAGCAGUUAGGGUAGAAAGCAUCGAUGAUAAAUGGGAUGACAACAGCAUAAGUUCUUACACAGUGGAUACAAAUGUUAAAACGCUCAUUGGAACUAUUACAAGGUUUACUGGAGAUCGUGGCCACAUCAAUCAAUCAACCUCUUUCUCUAUGAGGGUAGUUUGUAAAGACUUUUAUCCUUGUAAAGGAGAUUUGGUGCAAGCUGAAUAUAUUGUCAACCCAACAAGAUGGACUAGUGAAGCCAUAUCUGUAAAGCCCUUACGGUUCAAAAGAAUUGACAAGAUUCAUAUUUCCAGUAUGUAUGGAAGAACUGGUGUGGUAGACGACAGUAUAUUUUUCAGUCUGGAUUUUCUGAGUCUUCCUAAGGAUUAUUUACCCCAUAAAGAUGAUCUUGUCAAUGUUGUGGUUGUGGAGAGUAACCAGUCCUGUUAUAAUUGGAGAGCAUUUUGCAUGGCUCCAGUAUCGCAAGACAUAAAUCUCAGUGAACCAGAUGAAAAUCUAUUGAAAGACAAAGAAGGACUUGAAGUGUCAAAAAUGACAGAUUUUGGAAAACUCAAAUUAGGAGAGAGCAAAAAUAUGGAAAUUUGGAUAGAGAACAAAGGGGAAACUGAGCAUUCUUUAAUUAGCUGCAAAUUAUGUGGCUGGGAUAAAGAGAAGCAGUUCUGUCUUCAGUUGCCAGAAAAAAAACAGGUGUGCUGGAAAACAACUUCAGCAUUGACUGUCCCUAAUGGAGCUACUUCAGGUGAAUUUACAUACCUAAGCAAUAUUGGAGAUUGUAAUAAUUCUAAAACUGGACAAUCUGAAAGUCUAAUCUGUGAAAAACAAGAAUAUGAAGGAGAAGAAACCACAGGAUCUAACGGAAGCAUAUCUUUAUCUUCUGGGAGCAAGACUUCUAUAACGGUUGUAUGCACUGCAAAAAAUCCUGGACGCUGCACAGAACUUUUGUUGCUGUGUUUUUCUGACUGCAUUAUUGGUCGAUACCUCGAAGCAACUAUAGUAACGGAAGAAGAGUCAUUGAUAAAACCUACUGAGAAGUAUUCUCAGAGAAAAUGUCAAGCCAUUUCUGAACCCCAGUUUACAAAAGCAACAGUGAUUUUACCACAGUUGAAAAGAAAGUCAAAGAGACAGCUGCCAAACUUCCUUCCACAGUUCAGUAUUCCAGACAGAAUAAGAGAAUGUGUGGAAAAGAAAACUGAUAUAUUAAUUUUUUAUCCAGAACUUGGAGAGGGUUUAACUCUACUUAAUUAUAAGACACACUUUUCUACUCUUUUGUGGCUUGAAGAAAUCCAUGCAGAGGCGGAACUGAAGGAGUUUGCCAUGUGUGGGGUCACUUUGAAAAAAAAUGGAAAUUUCCUAGUACUUGAAGUACCAGGGAUCAUAGAGGGCCGCCCUUCACUAUUCCUUGGUGACAGAGUGAUACUGAAAACCCAAGACUAUUCAGAGGAGAUAAUCCACUAUGUUGCAUAUGUUGCUGAGAUUCAUGAUGAAGAUGUUACUCUGAAACUCAACUCAGAAUUUGAACAGGCAUAUAAUUUUGAACCUAUGAAUGUGGAAUUUAUUCAUAGCAGGAUAACAACCAGAAGAUGUCAUCAUGCAACAGAACAAGCCAUCCAUUUAGGAGCAAAGGUUUUGUUUCCUGAUAUUCUUAUUGUGCAAUCACCACAAUUCAUUAAGCAACAGAAUGAUUCAGAAUAUUCUUACAGCAUUCCAAAACAAAGUGUUAUCCAAGAAACUAAGACCAAACAGGUAGCCAGUGCAGCUCGUGGACCAGUGGUGUUACAUGGGCCACCAUUGGGCCCCCAAGAACUUUCCAUGCCACUGAACUCUGCAGCAACUGUAGCUUCCAAAUGCUCUUCAAAGGAAGAAGGGAUAAAAAAGGAAAAACAAAUGCCAAAAAAUGAAAAAGUUGUUUCUGAUACAGUUACUAUUGCCACACAAACAAUAAAUAGAAUUCUAACUUGGAAUAGACAAGACUGUGACUUUUUCAACCCUCUGCUGAAUGAGCAUCAGAAACUCGCAGUUAAAAGGAUUCUUAGUGGUGAAUGUCGUCCAACUCCUUAUAUCCUAUUUGGGCCACCAGGAACCGGCAAAACUGUCACAAUUAUUGAAGCAAUUUUGCAGAUAUAUUAUAGUUUACCAAGCAGCCGAAUACUGGUCUGUGCACCAUCAAACAGCGCUACAGAUCUUAUUUGUUUACGACUUCAUGAGAGCAACUUGUUAAGACCAGGAGUUAUGGUCAGAGUUAAUGCAAUCAACAGAAAUGAAGAGAGUUUUAAUGAAGUAAUAAAGUUUUACUGCAAAGGUGGGGAAGAUAUUCAUGAAGCAUCUCGGUUUCGAAUAAUUAUUGUGACAUGCAGCAGCGCAGGAUUGUUCUACCAGAUAGGGAUAAGGUUUGGACAUUUCACACAUGUAUUUGUGGAUGAAGCAGGGCAGGCAAGUGAACCAGAAAGCCUAAUCCCUCUGGGAUUGAUUUCAGAAGUCACUGGGCAGAUCAUACUUUCAGGGGAUCCCAUGCAACUAGGUCCAAUAAUAAAAUCUAAGCUUGCAACACUUUAUGGAUUAAACAUCUCUUUGUUGGAGAGGCUGAUGCAUCGCCCUUUGUACCUGCGAGAUGAGGAUGCUUUUGGUCCUUGUGGAUCAUACAAUCCUGUGUUGAUUACAAAGCUUGUGAAGAAUUACAGAUCACAUGGCGCAUUGCUUGCAUUGCCAUCCAAGCUAUUUUAUCAUAAGGAACUAGAAGUCUGUGCUGAUCCUUCCGUGGUAAACUCUUUGUUGGGGUGGGAGAAGCUGCCAAAGAAAGGCUUUCCACUGAUUUUUCAUGGAAUGAGGGGUAUGGAAAUGCGUGAAGGCUGCAGUCCUUCUUGGUUCAAUCCUACAGAAGCAGUUCAAGUGAUGCGCUACUGUUGCCUUCUUGUUAAAGGCAUCAGCUGUUCAGUAUCAGGGAAAGACAUUGGGGUAGUUGCACCUUAUCGAAAGCAGGUAGAAAAAAUCACAGUUCUCUUACGCAAUGUGGACCUAGCAGAUAUUAAAGUUGGCUCAGUGGAGGAAUUUCAGGGACAAGAAUUCCUAGUGAUCAUCAUAUCAACAGUUCGGUCAAAUGAAACUGUACACAGUGAUGAAAGACCCUUUUUAGGUUUUCUUGCUAAUUCAAAGCGCUUUAAUGUAGCAAUUACCAGACCCAAGGCUUUGCUCAUUGUUGUGGGAAAUCCUCAUGUGCUUGCCAAAGUGCAGUUAAAUAGAAGAAGUGCCGCCAGGCCACUUUUCCAGACUAUGACUUUAUUUCCUAAAAAAAAAAUACAGAGAUUUGUUUUUUUGGUUGUUUAAAAGAAUAUACUAUAAAACAGUGCUUAUUGAGUUAUAAUUAUGGUUUCAUUGUUGCUGUAUUUUUAUGCUAUAACAAUAAAUAUGAUUAAAG
Messenger RNA from Protobothrops mucrosquamatus (brown spotted pit viper), 3544 nucleotides. RefSeq names its product Mov10 like RISC complex RNA helicase 1 (gene MOV10L1). Gene Ontology annotation, molecular function: helicase activity. Lineage: Eukaryota; Metazoa; Chordata; Lepidosauria; Squamata; Viperidae. The record is from RefSeq and is a predicted model, not a curated record.